Messenger RNA from Boleophthalmus pectinirostris (great blue-spotted mudskipper), 13914 nucleotides. It is a transcript of the gene abca12, whose product is annotated as ATP-binding cassette, sub-family A (ABC1), member 12. The transcript is spliced from 71 exons. Gene Ontology annotation, molecular function: lipid carrier activity; ABC-type transporter activity; ATP hydrolysis activity. The record is from RefSeq and is a predicted model, not a curated record. Gene Ontology annotation, biological process: transmembrane transport; lipid transport. NCBI's taxonomy places the organism in Eukaryota, Metazoa, Chordata, Actinopteri, Gobiiformes, Gobiidae. Gene Ontology annotation, cellular component: membrane; intracellular membrane-bounded organelle. Bases 232 to 13527 code for a protein of 4431 amino acids.
GUGAGCGCUGAAGUAACAUUGGUUCAACACUCCCGCUGUUAUUAGAACAACAGGAGUAAUUUUAGAAUUUCUUUCUUUUUUUUUUUUCACGGUUUUGGACUUGGUUUUUGUGCGACUUAAUGGGGAGCGCAUCUAGCUGACAGCCUGGCGCGAUGUCUUUUCUCAAGAGACUAUACGCGCUAAUAUUUUAUCAGAUCAAUUAAGGGCAAGUUACUCGAGCCUUCAUUUGUGAUGGCUUUCUUCCGUCAACUUCAACUGCUUCUCUGGAAGAAUGGGCUGGGCAUCAUCAGAAGACCCGUCUGGUCUGUCACUCUCAUUUUUUGGCCCAUUAUCAUCUUCAUUAUCAUUGCUGUCACUCGCUACCAGUUUCCACCAGUCCUGAGGCAAACAUGUUAUGUGGGACCUCGAAACCUGCCCAGCACCGGGUUCUUCCCUUUCCUGGAAACCCUUAUGUGCAACAGCGACAGCGACUGCCACAACACAUCCCGACUGUCUUACUCACAACCUCAGAGGACAAAAAGAUCAACUCAACAAUCAAAGGAAACUCCAUUGGCCAAACUUCUCCAAGGCCAAGAAUUAAUACAAUUUGCCAGUUUGGAAAACACUGAUCAGGAUCCAACUUUGUUGUUAAACUCUUUGUACAACAUUUUUGGUUCCUCUUCAGGACAGUCACUUAACCAUUCCAAUGAAACCAUGACAGGAGAGCAGCCAAUGGUGAAUUUGACAGAAUCCGCGGCCAAGCUGAAGUCUGUCAUCUGUACAAUUGCUCUUCCUCUGGUCAACACAUCCUCACCAGACCACACUGCUAAGGCUUUCAUCACUUUCUGUAGCUCCAAUAACACUGUAUUUGAAGUGGUCAUUAACACCCUCCACAAAGUAUUGAUUGAACUAAUGACAUCCCAACCAGAAGAACUUGCCAAUUUUGCAGAGAAAGCUGUAAUGUUUUUUGACCAGCUGCAAAAAGAGCCGUCAUUGUGGGAAAGUUUACUCACUCUUCCGCAAACAUUCAACCCCGCAUCACCCGACCAACUGUUCAGCAACCUGGGGAAACUGUUCAAAAGUUUACAACUACUUUUAAAUAUUACACAACAUAAUUUCCCAGAAAUCAAAGCCAACUUGUCAUCAGUUCAUCCAUUCCUUGUUGCAGGCAUCAGUAUUACUCACUACAUGCAAAACUGGCCUGGAAAAAGUGUUUAUAUUCGCGUUGGAGAUGUGGUGGUUAACAAUGAGACGCUCUGGCAGAUGGUGGGCAACGUAGAAUUAUCACUGGAUCUGGCAAUCGCUUUGGCAUUUCACAAAGAAAUGGUCCGUGACUUAGUGUGCAAAAACAGCUCAAAUCCGAUGCUGAUAGCCGCGUGUGCUACUGGUACUCUGGACAUGUUUCUGAACUGGGUUAGCCCUAAAAAACUGGAUCAGCAGAUACUUUUGGUAUGGAGUAAGUCUGUGUUUCCACAUGAUUUCGCUUUUGUCAAAGGGCUGCUCCACAGUCUGGGGGUAGAUUUUGGAGGUUCUAGGGUGUCAAGGGCAACUCACAGCAUUGAAGAACAACCACAAAACAUCGAGGAGGAACUGUUUUUGGCAGUUGGUAAAGUUGUAAUGGAAAUUCUACAGCUUUCUCCUGAGGUCAACGCCAUUCUCCAACACAUUCUCCGAGCUGGUUAUCAGUCAAUGAGAACGGGCACACAAGCUAUAGACACUGUUGAAGAAAUGAUGGAAAAGUUUGUGAAAGAUGUGACAACAUUUAAGAUGAUUAUUCAAACACUGUCAACCAACCAGUCUCAAACCACCAUCUGGAUGAACCAAGCCUUCAACAGUGUCAUUGAAAUCAUAGUGAAGAUCCUUGCUGGUGAGCCUUUAACAUGUGACAGCAUCUUUGAUGAGUUUGACUGGGUUUUCUCCAUUAAGACUGUAAAACAUGAGGUGUGGCAGUCAUUCUUCUGUGGAAACAUGUCCACCAUUGAACAGAAACUGCUGUCAGACUGGAUGCCUUUGAAAGAAAAUGUCCUGGCCCUUUUCAGUGUUUUUGUUGGCAACACAAGUUACGACAUCACACUUCCAAUGAUCCUCUCCGAGUGGCACAAGCUAUACAACAAAAGUCUACAUUUUGGAACAUUUUGGGAAGAACUCUCAGAUGAAAAGGGUGAAGCUUACUGGAUGGACUGGGUGCCGACGAACAGCAGUGCUAAUCACCUCACUGCAUCUUUACAACAAAGUGUGUCAAUUUUCAUUCUGAAGCUGGGAAAGAAGUUUGAACAAAGCAAAUUUUGGCCUGAGGCAAAGAACUACUUUUUCAUAGGAAACUGGAUUCUGAACUACAGAGCCGGCAUCACAACUGAACCCAACUGUACAAUAAAUAUGGAAACUUUUGCCAUUGAAUGUGAUGGUAAUUUCAAUUUGCAGCAGUUUGUCAAUGUAUUUUCACAAGCACUUAUGUCACCAACAGAAGAGCUCCUCAUCAGUUGUCUCAAAGGAAGUGUACAACUGCUACAACAUUUGUACAGUGGUUUCUAUGAAUAUCAAGCAGCCGCAUACUUACAUCAAGCCAUUGAAGGAGGCGACAUGCUUUCUGCUUUCUUGAGUAAUAUGUUAAAGGAAAUGAAUAACUUUGUAUUUACACUCACAAAACUUCCUGAUGAAAGUUUCACCAACCCUCAAGUCAUGGUCCCUCUGUUUCAAAAGUUACUGGAAUCCACAGGGCUAAAGCCAUUACUGCCCCUCAUUUUAGGCAACGGAACAGUUGAUAUCUCACAAGUGCUUAAAGUUGCAUCCCAGCUAGGGAGAUCCAACCAGGACAUUUUCAAGUUUAAUGAAUCUGACCCUACAAUGGCCGAACUGGAGAAACAUAUUAUGCAAUUUCUCUCUUUGGAGGGCAGGCUUUCCAUGUCUGUGUACUUUAGCAUGAGCCACACUCUUCUAACCUACUCCAGCCUCUUCAGUCCAGAGUAUGUAGCCAAGAUAAAGGAAGCCAUACAACCAUUUACAAAUAAGACAUCAUCUGGCAUUGUUGAGGCAAUACUGAGUGCUCUUGAGCUGCUGCAGACAAUAAUGGAUUCUCCAAGCGGUGACCCAACUCAUGUCGUCUUAGGGUAUAUCCGCCAGCUUCAAGGAUUUUUAGUGUCCCUGUUUCGUAUGCAAAUGACAGAACAGAUCACAUUAUCCAGUGGUCAAGUCAGUCCAGUCCAAGUCACCCAAUUGCAUCUUCUAUCAGAUAUUUUUAAUCUUCUGACUCCAGAGGGAAUCAUGAACCUCACUCGUGUGGGACCAGUGGCUGCACAGCACAUAAUCAUACAGAAAUAUAUCCAAUCUCUUCCAGCCCAAAUCCGCCCACAAGCUGCAGAGUUCCUGAAUGAAUUUGUGGCUUUGCAAAUUCAGGUGUCUCAAUGUGAAUCAGAUGAAGUCUGUUUGGCUGGGAUCUCUGAAAUGUUAAACUUUUUGGACCAGAUUUUAGACAUGACACUCAGUGCUAAUGGUAACGCUAGCAUCAACAUCGCAGCAUCGCAAAUGCACAUGGGAAAGAAAGAAUACAUGCCAGUGGCCUCUGCAUUUUUUUCUCUUCUUCUAAAACCAGAUGAGGCGGCCUAUGUGAAAACUGCUCAAGAGACCCUCAAAUUUAUCUCAAUUCUCUUAAAUCAUCAAAACAUCACAAUCAGAGAUGUCCAGGAAGCUUUGAACCAGACCAAUCUUACCAUUGAAGAGCUAAAUGAGUUUGCGAUGCUCUUAGGAACUAAAAAUGUUGAUGGCCUGAUAGCAAAACUUAACAAACUUCUCAAUGCCCAGAAAUGUUUUGAACAAGAAACAUCUCCAGAGUUAAUCGCUCAUUGUGCUGUUGAGAUGGUAAACUCCAUCAGUGGUUUUCUUAUGCAUCUCCCUGCUCUUCAAAAUGAGACAUCCAUCUUGUCAAUGAUUUCAGUAAUUGUCAAUAAAACUGUAACAGAGAUAAUAAAUACUAAUUUCACCAGCAAUCCACAAAACACAGUCACUGAGGCAUUGAAUGCAGUCCUUGUCAAUGUCAAGAUGAGUCUCCAACAAAACAACUUAAGCAGCCCUGAGAUCCUAAAUGAUCUUAAAAUCUUGGAAAGUCUUGUAAAAUUAGCCGCAAACCCAGAACCUAUUAAGUAUCUCAAUAUCCCAGUGAAUGAGUUUAAUGCAGGAGGUGCCCAGCUGAAAAUGGUCCUCUGGUAUUUGAAAAGACUUGAAAAUGUGACCAGCACCAGCUCAGUCUCCCAUUUCCUCUACCCGGUCUUCCGCAUGGCACAAAUGCAGGUUUCUUUGUCAUUGGCUCAGAUGGAUAUGAACCAGUUCAUUGGCCAACAGAUCUCAGACCUCAUCAAGAGUCUUCAGUAUCCAAUCGAUGCAAAUGGAGUCCGUAGAAUUGGCAACGCCACAAUAGAGAUCCUACAACAUAUAAUUAAUUUUGUAGUGACUAACAUUGAAGCUCAAAACAUCCCAGCCUCUGUUUUUGGCUAUGACCCUCCAGUUAACAUGACAUGUGUUAAAGCCACUGUGCUACAAAUUAAUAGCUACAUAAAACUGCUUAAGCAAUGGAUGAUUCAGGCUGACUUUGGUGCAGGGGUAAAUCAAAACAUUACUUCCAUAACUGUGAAUGACAUCUAUGACCUACUCCAAUCCACUCUUCACUUUUUCAAUGUGGACCAGCAAAACGACAUGAAUUUAAUCAGCAACAUCACCCAGGCUCUGAACAAGGCCAUCACGUUGGCAGAAAAGCCAAAUGGAUUACACAGUGACCAAUUCUUAGCGGCCAUGUUGGAAGCAGUGAAAAGUGUAAUGCAACUGGUGAUCCAACAAACUGGCCCUGUGCCCAACAACGUUCAGCAAAGUGUCCUGGAUGUGGUCAAAAACAUCGUGUGGUUGGCUGGUCAUCCCAAUGCGAGCUAUGCAAUGGCCCUCAAUACAACUCUUGACACAAUACACAAAUUGGAACUCAUUUUUAAGCAGGUCAUCCCACCAGACAUUUCCCAGUAUCUGCUUGGUGCAUUAAAAAUCAUUGGUACAUAUUUUCAGUCUGUUGAAACAGUUUACGGGCCAGAUGGCUGGAAUGAAUUAAUUUUAAAUGAGAUGGAAACGGUUAAAAGCCUCCUACCACCCAACAGCACAGCGCAGCUCUAUGUUUCUACUAUUAUCAAUGUCACCAAAUCCAUCCUCCAUUCAGCUCAAGGCAACACAACACAAAAUCUCUUGUCUCAAGGCCCAUCUGAACUUUUAAAGGUUUUGAAUGUAUUUUGUCCACUCAUCUUGGGAGAGUCCUGUGCACUACCAAAUACGUCAUCAGUACAGGGCUUUGCAGAUCUGCCAAAGGUCCUGGAAGAGUUAAUGACCAAUCGAGCAAACAAUGAAACCUGGAUGAAGCUUCAGAAAAUGGUUGAAGUCUUUAUGACAGUCUUCACAGAGCCAGAGAUGUUAAACAACCUUACAUGCUUAGUUGAAAUGGCUGAAAAGUUGAGCAAAGAAGAUGUCAAAUAUAUGAAAGCAGAAACUGAAUUUAUUUUUAGCCUUCAAAAACCACUCAUGACUCUGAUGACAGAAAUUACCCGCUCUUUAAAUGGGAGUCAUUUCAACAUGUCUGAGAUCCCCAAAAGAUUGAUGCAGGCCAUUGAGCAGACAGUCAUUACAUUUGAAAAGAAUAAUGGCACCUUGAACUGCCAGAAAGCUUUGAAAAUAUGGGAACCAGUGAGAGUGGCGGCAGGAUUAAGCCCAUCCUCCAUGGCUAUGUGGUGCAAUGUUAGCCUGCAGCCUGUUAUAGAUGGCUUUGUCAAUGAAAUCGCCCAAGACCAACAAAACUGGACUUGCACAGAAAUGGGACCAAUGAAUAUAGACACUGCAGCUGCCAGGAUUGUGAAGUCGUUCCGAGCUGUAUACGAGACUGAUGUUACACAAUCACACGUGACCGAACAGUUCAUCGAAUCCAUCCAAAGUCAGCUCUCUGCUCUGUUUAACCAGUCUCUGAGUGACCAGGCAAAACUCAGUCUGUAUAAGCAGCUCCAAGCCCUGCAGACUCAAAGCAGUUUGCAGUCCAUUGAACUCAUGUCAGAAGAACUGGAAGACAAGUUUCCCUCCCUCAAACCACACAUUGGUGCCAUAAAGAAAAUCCUUACACACAUCUUGACAAAGUACCCUGAAAUGGAAGAGUCACCAGAGGAUUUUUUCAAAGAAGCGUCAAUGAUCCUACUGAACUCAUUCAAUGUCUCAUCAAACAGUUUCAACCAAAAGAUGAUGGGGAAUUUCACUGACAAAGUAUGGGUCGAUAUUGUGCUAAAAUCCAUUCAAACAGUGAUUGACAUGAAGGUAUUUGGGGACAAUCCGAUGUUAUACCACACUCUUGGUCAACUUCUGGCUUGCAACAGCACAAGAAUGAUCAUGAACAAAGUUGCUGAGAUGGUUUCUUGGUUUGCAUCCACUGACACAAACGGACUUGACCUAGUCAUUGAGGUUUUAACGAAAAUACAGAAACUCCUCAGCCCAUUUUUGUCAUUCCUAAGAGAUAUGGAUGUUGACCUGCCACCAAACCUGCAAGUUUUAGACGAUUUAACCGGCAAUGCAAUUUCAUUUAUUCGACAGCUGGUAACAACUGGAGGUAUUUCUAUGGCUGAUCAGUACAUGAUGCGAGGCCACUCUGUGUCAAGCCACAAUGCCACAAGAGUUCGCCACAGACGGGAAGCCGCAUUUAUGCCAGUGAGGGGUCCAAUGGAUGAUUUCAUAGACCUCUUCAGUAUCAACUAUCACUCCAUGUGGCAAGGCCUGAUGGUGCCACCCACUACCUCUGAAAUAGUGGAGACAGUCCAUGUGUUAUUUGCCAAUCCAGAUCUCGGGAUAAUUUUGAAAGGAGUGACAAAAGACUUGGUGUGGAGCCUGGAGAGCUCAAAGGAGGAGACCAUUGAUGCAGCGCUUGGGGUGGCUUCCUUGUUCUCAGUACCAGAAAUUGAUUUUUCAUCUUUGGAUCUCUGGAUGAAUGCUGUCAGCUUGCUCCCAGAUGGCUUCCCAUAUGUAUCUCUGCUGAAAGAUGUUGCCCGUGCCAUUGCCAUGGAAAGCGCAGAGAAUCUCAGGCUCAUGCAGGAGACAUUACAAACAGUGACUAUGAUUCUCCAGACCGACCUCACAGACCCACAGCUCCUCGAGCAACUCAAGCACCUGCAACAACAGGUGUGUGAUUUGGAGAAAACCAAGCCUCUUCAGAUUUUGGAGCAGGGUUUGUCCCUGGAGCAGGGAGAGUUCUGCAAAGGGAUAGUUCCAGGACUGCAGAUCUUAGCUGAAGGUGUACUGUUUAACAUCACCACUCUGGCUGACAACAUCUUUGAGAUAUUUGUGGGAGAACCAAAAUUCUACAACCUCAACACAAACUGGACAUCUAUAAUCACUGAGGGUUUGGGAUUAAAUAUCAGUGGUCUAAGUGCCUUCAACAUGACAAGCCCUGCCCCAGUUGUGACGAUCGGAGAGAUGGUGAGGAAUAAAACAGCAUUUAUGUUGGACCUGCAGAACUUGGGAUUUGCUCCAGAAGUUGUCAGCCUGUUGACACAGACCGUUUUGCCCGACAACAACAUGCAGAUUUUGUCCUGGUUGAUCAGCUUGCGCCGCUGUAACUCCUCAGAGCCUAAUAAUAUGACAGAGAGUAAAAAGGCCCUUUUUGAGAGUUUCUGCUCACUGACUGCACAACAGUGGUACAGCUUCACUCUUCUGAUGGCUCAGCAUCUCAACACAGAGAAGUUCCUCUACAGAAUGGUAUUGCCAGAGGAGAUCCAGAGCCUGGUGCAGACCAUGCUUCAAAUGGCCACCACCGUAAUAAACAUGAUGAAAGGGAUGCUGCCGGCCGUUCGUCAGCUUGAAGAGUACUUGAUAUCUAUUGAGAGUCUCCGCCUUGCAGCCAACAAUGAGUUUCGCCAGUUAUCACGAUCCCAGCGGGCAGUCAUGUCAAGCAAAGCCACGUUUGUCACCAUUUCUCGAGCCCUGUGUAGUAAAGGGAUGCUAGCUCUGUUUGGAGUGGCCAAAAAUCCCCAGUUCUCUAUGGCCCCUCCUACUUUUGAAAACAGUGCUAUGAAGCAAGAGAUGAUUGAGAGGUUUAAGAUUCCACAGGAUGCCACUCCAUUUUGCACCAACAUGUAUCUGGAUAUGGUCAACACCACCGGGGGAGCCAUUGCGUGGGCCUUCCUUAAACCAAUGCUGAUGGGAAAAAUCCUUUAUACCCCAGACACACCACAGACCCGAGCUAUAAUGACAAAGGCCAACAGCACCUUGCAGCAGCUUGCAGAUCUGAGACAUUAUUCUCAAGACUGGAUUAAAUCCUCUAACUACAUUGUGAAGUCUUCAGAAAUGCUCACCCAGACAUUGCCGCUGUUGCAGAAUUCCCUUGGCAAUUCCUUUGUGAAGAAUUUCAUUGAAAUGCAAACAGGCAUUAACGUUGACUCAAUGCAGGAAACACUCAACAACUUCUCAAAUAUGACGGUGAUGCUUGAGAAAAACAAAGAUCUUUUGGGUCAGAUCACCACACUGUCCACUCUGAUGGUCGACCUCUCCUCCUGCAUCACAUUUGACCGUUACCAAGGUUACAGCACAAAAGAGGAGCUCAAUAGAGAGGCCCAGGAUCUGGCUAAAGAUAGAAAUCUUUAUGCAAGUGUGAUCUUCAAGCUGCCUAAAGACUCAGAUUCCAGAAAGCGGCGAUCAGCCUCCAACACGACCGCGCUACCGCCGAAAGUGCGCUACACCAUUCGCAUGCACAUGGACAACGUAAUGAGAACAGAUCGUGUGCGAGAGCCCUUCUUCACUAAGGACACACACAUCUAUGCCGGGCAGACGCUGCGUUACAAUCGAGGCUUUAUUUACCUCCAGGAGAGCAUUGACAGAGCCAUUAUCGAGAUUCAGACCAACAAGACAGUCACAGACACGGCUGUGCAGAUUCAACCAUUCCCUUACCCCUGCCAUCACAGAGAUGAGUACCUAGAGGCCAUCUCCUUCGUCUUUCCUUUAAUGCUGAUGAUCGCUUGGGUGCUGUUUGUGGCGGAUUUUGUAAAGAAACUGGUUCACGAGAGAGAACUGAAGCUACAUGAGUACAUGAAGAUGAUGGGCGUACACCCUCUGAGCCACUUCUUUGCCUGGUUCAUUGAGUCUGCCUUCUACCUGGUCGUCACCAUCUUCUUCCUAACCUUGGUGUUGAAGUACGGGAACAUCUUACCUAACAGCGAUGGCUUUCUGCUCUUCCUCUAUCUGUGUGACUACGGCCUGAGCAUCCUGGCCUUCAGUUUCCUCAUCAGCACCUUCUUUGAUAAAACACACAUUGCGGCUCUGAGUGGCAGUCUCCUCUAUGUUCUCGCCUUCUUCCCCUUCAUUGUUGUCGUGGCGAUGGAGACGCAUUUCAGCUUCUCAGCGAAGAGCCUUCUGAGUUUGUUUUCUCCCACCGCCUUCAGCUACGCCAGUCAAUAUGUCUCCCGGUAUGAGGCCCAAGGAGAAGGGAUUCAGUGGAGCAACUCGUACUCCUCGCCCAUGGCUGGAGACACUGCUUCGUUUGGCUGGCUUUGCUGGCUCAUGCUCAUCGACACCUUUCUGUAUUUAAUUAUUGGAGCUUACAUCCGCACCGUUUUCCCAGGAAAGUCUGGUAUACCAUCUCCCUGGUACUUCCCAUUCACUGCAUCAUUUUGGACUGACUUAUGUGGUCACAAAAAGUCAAAAAGUGGACGCGGGCUCUUUCUUACCAACAUUAUGCACACACAACUGCCUGCAUUCCCUGACAGUGAUGAAAAAGGAAAAGUCAAAGGCCUCUCCUCAAGUACAGGUGAAAACUUCUCAGACCUGCCUGUGGGUGUGUCUCUGUAUGGUCUCACUAAAAUAUAUGGGCGUCAAGCAGCCAUUCAAAACCUUAAUCUCGCUUUUUACGAGGGUCACGUCACUUCACUGCUUGGGCACAAUGGAGCUGGCAAAACUACCACCAUGUCAAUCCUCACUGGUCUGUUCCCUCCAUCUUCUGGCACUGUGGAAGUCUAUGGCAAAGACAUGCAGGCUAACCUGGAGGAUGUGCGCUCAGAGCUGGGCGUGUGCAUGCAGUAUGACGUCCUGUUUGAGCACAUGACCGCCAAAGAGCACCUGCUGCUGUAUGGACAGAUCAAAGCCCCGCACUGGACCAAGAGGGAGCUCCAAGAACAAGUCCGGACGAUCCUGGAGGAAACAGGCAUGUACGCUCACAGGCACAAGCGGGUAGGAACCCUGUCGGGCGGCAUGAAGCGCAAGCUGUCAAUCUCCAUCGCCUUCAUAGGGGGGUCUCGUCUGGUGGUGCUGGAUGAACCCACCACAGGAGUCGAUCCCUGCUCCAGGCGCAGCAUCUGGGACAUUGUUAUCCAGCAUAAGAAAGGUCGCACUAUUAUCAUGUCCACCCACCAUCUGGAUGAGGCAGAGGUGCUGAGUGACCGCAUCGCCUUCUUGGAACAAGGAGGACUCAAAUGCUGUGGCUCACCGUUCUAUUUGAAAGACCAGCUAGGCCAAGGUUAUAAGCUAACUCUCACCAAGAAGACGCACAACAAAGAAACCAAACAGAUUGACAAUGCAGAGCUGAAGGCGUUUGUUCAAGCCCAUGUACCUGAAGCCCGACUGAAGGAGGCCCAAGGCAGUGACCUGGUGUACCUACUGCCCCCGUUCAGCUCCAACAGUGCCGCUUCGUAUCGCUCUCUGCUCACCGCCCUCGACUCUAACCUGGAUGCCCUACAGCUCGGGUGCUACGGCAUCUCCGACACCACCUUGGAGGAGGUGUUUCUUCAUUUGACACAUGGCAGCCCUGACGCAGCAGGUGAUGGUGAUCUCCCGACAAUAUCUGAAAAUGUGUCCGAUACUGACUCCAUAAACAGCUAUCCAGACUCAGAGGAAAGCAACUAUAGUGACACUACCUGUUUCACUGGAACCCAAACUGUGAGUGGUGUGAAGUUGGCCUGGCAGCAGUUGGUGGCUAUUCUAAUCAAGAGGUUCCACCAUAGCCGCAGAGACUGGAAGGGCCUGAUCUCCCAGCUCCUGCUCCCCGUCCUGUUUGUGGUGUUUGCCAUGGGACUGGGCACCAUCAAGAGCGACCUCAGGCAUUAUCCCGAACUGGAACUCAGCCCUGCACUCUACAACAUUGGACCCAGUUACUCAUUCUUCAGUAACCAGAACUCAAGCAAACUGGCAGACACCAUGCUGUCCUUCCCUGGCCUUGAUAAUGCCUGUCUUGAGAAAUCCAAUAAGGUUUGCAGAAGCAGCACAGGAGCUUGGGUUGAGGCGAAUAGCACUCAAAAGUUUGGCGUCUGUAAAUGUGUCCAUGAGAAGGAGGUUUGUGGAGCGGGAGGCUACGUCCCACCUCAUAAGAAAAUCCCAUCGUCCCAGAUCAUUUACAACGUGACCGGCCUCAAUGUGGAGAACUACCUGGUGGCAACAGCAGACGAUUACAUCAGAAAUAGGUAUGGCGGCUAUGAUUUUGGAAUGCCACUUCCAUCAAACCUAAAAAUGGAUAUGAAAACUGUGCCCAAGAAUCGCACUCUAUCCAAGGUUUGGUUCAAUCCUGAGGGCCACCACACCAUGCCAGCAUACUUAAGCAGCAUGAACAACUUCAUCCUACGCUCUAAUCUCCCUACAGACAAAGAUCCAAGCCAAUAUGCCAUUUCAGUUUCCAGUCAUCCCUACUUUGGACGAAGAGAUGAUGAAGAGUCAAUUGUCCAAGGCAUGCUCCAGAUCAUGGUAGCUCUGUGUAUACUGACGGGGUACUCCAUCACCACCGCCAGCUUUGCUACCUACGAGGUCAAUGAACACCACAGCGGCUCAAAGAGGCUGCAGCACAUCGCUGGAGUCAGUGAACCCUUUUACUGGGUGGUCAACUUCUUCUAUGACAUGGUCAUCUAUCUGAUUCCUGUGGCUCUGACUGCUGCAGUGAUUGCAGUCUUCCAAGUACCAGCUUUCAAUGAUCGGCAGAAUUUGGCAGCUACUACUAUGCUCCUGAUUCUUUUCGGGUUUUCCACGUUUCCCUGGAUGUAUCUCAUGUCCAGUUUGUUCAAAGAUGCAGAGAUGGCCUUCAUCAUCUAUGUUUGCAUCAACCUCUUCGUCGGUGUAAACACCAUCAUACCAACCUCCAUCCUCUACUUCAUGGGGCAGAUUACACAGCAAAAUACUGCGAGCCUGAAAGUCAUCUUUGACAGGCUAAGCUACGCCUUCCUAAUCUUCCCUCAGUUCAACUUCGGUAAUGGGCUUUUGGAGUUAGCGCGAACGAACAUCCAAGUGCAGCUGCUGAGUGGCUAUGGUAUUGAUGCGUACAAGGACCCUUUCUCCACCGAGGCCCUGGGCUGGAUGAUGAUCUCCUCCUUCAUUCAGGGAGUUGUCUUCUUCACACUGCGACUGCUCUUGAACAAAUACAUCAUGCGCAAAGUCAGAGGCCUGAUUCUAAGAAGAAAGGCAGUGCCUCUCGUGCCUUGUGUUGAGGAGGAUGAGGAUGUGGCAGCUGAGCACCUGCGGGUGUCCAGUGGAGCAGCGAGCUCAGAUGUGCUGCAGGUGAACCAACUAACAAAGGUCUAUCAACACCUCAACAAGAAGGUCCCUGCUGUGAAGAAGCUGUCCCUGGGUGUUCCUGCUGGAGAAUGCUUUGGUCUGCUGGGAGUGAACGGAGCAGGAAAAACAACCACCUUUAAGAUGUUGACGGGAGAUGUCAGCCCCACGGAUGGCACAGCACAGAUCAGGGACAGAGAUGGACGCCUGGUGGAUAUAAUAGAGUGCCGUAACCAGGGAGUGAACAUUGGAUAUUGUCCUCAAGUGGACGCCCUGGACGAUCUGCUGACUGGAGAGGAGCACUUGUACUUCUACGCUCGCCUCCAUGGCAUUUCAAAGAGAGACAUACCCGGGUUGGUGAACUAUUUAUUAAGGAGGCUGGAGCUGGACCACUAUCGAGACACCAUCAGUGACAAUUACAGUUGUGGCACCAGAAGGAAGCUGUCCACUGCUCUGGCUCUAGUCGGACACCCACAGAUCCUGCUUCUGGAUGAACCCAGCUCUGGGAUGGACCCAAGAACCAAACGCCACCUGUGGAAGAUCAUCUCCGAUGAAGUCAAAGGCAAAUGUGCCGUGGUCCUCACUUCACACAGCAUGGAGGAGUGUGAGGCUCUGUGCGGUCGUCUUGCCAUCAUGGUGAAGGGUCAGUUCCAAUGCCUGGGUUCCCUGCAGCACAUUAAGAACAGGUUCGGCAGCGGGUUCACAGUAAAGAUGUACUUGGCCAGAGCCUCUUGUGAUGCAGAAGCAAUCACUCAGUUCAUGCAGAGCCGAUUCCCCAGCACUUAUCUCAAGGAGCGACACUCAGCAAUGGUGGAGUACCAUGUGCCGAUAGCUCCAGGUGGAGUGGCAGACAUCUUUGGUCAGCUCGAGUCUAGCAAAGAACACCUGGAGAUCCAACACUUCUCUGUGAGCCAGACAACACUGGAUGAGGUCUUUAUCAACUUUGCUAUGGGGAACUUUGGGAUGGAAUCCAUAGAGACUGAUGAUAAGUUUGAUGAUGACAUCUCCAUGAAAGACAUUGAAGCUUAGAGUCGAGUCCUUUUGUGAACUGUACAUCCUAUGUAAAAUACUCCUGUGAUUAUGACAUCUACAUACAAUAUAUAUCUAUGACCAAUAAUAAUACAAAUUAUAUGACAUGUAAUUAUUCUUUUUACAAUUUGGUUUAUGAAAUAUAUAUACUUAUAACUGGGGAUUCAUGCAAUUUUAUUUUGAAAUGUUAUUAUGGAUAUAUAUGAUAAUUUAUGUUAGUAUUUCAAAAUAUAAUGCCAUACUACAUUACUAGGUUAUAUGCAGAAAUUUGCACCUUACUUUCAUAAAUGAAGACAUUUUCUUUGAGCACGUUUUUCACUAAAUCAAAUUUUUUUAUUGUAUAAUUUUCUUUUAUCAAUGUAUUCUACCCUAUUUUUAUAAUUCUAA